GCACACUGAGAAUAUAUAUCUGCCGAACAAAACUCUGCAUUGGCACCUUGAAGGGCAUCCGGCCAUUAAAACGUUCUGCUGGCUCCAUUCAGUUGCCCAGACUCCGCCCCGCAAGGGAUUAUGGGGUCGUGAAAAUGAUGAUGAUACGCAGGAUUCAUUUUAAGACGGUUUUGUGUGUUUCAGCCGAUCGCAACGACGCCACCGCGCCCCAGGUUGAAAGAAGAGCACCUGAGCCAAAGCAGCAGCGGGACCCAAAUCUCUAACGCCAGCGGGGUGUCCUUGGGAGAAGCAAUUAGGCAGAGGUCUCUUAUGACUCAGGCCCCGGAAGCGUGGUAUCGUCCUUGCGCCGAAACAGAUAUCAGCAAUCUCACGGGUUGGAGGCUCGGCCAAACCCCAGGAGGCUGCAACACAAUCGAAUUUCCCACUAUGGAGGAAGGCCUGCUCACUCCCACCGUGAAUUUUGGAAGACCUCCAGCGUCUGGAAUGACACACUCCCCCAUCCUGGAAACAGCGGAUAGCCAACUUUCUCCCAACCUCCCGCUGAUGACGACAAACGCAACCCAAGGCCAGACAUUCUUCAACGAGACCGUUUUUAAGCAAGCAGGCUUGGAUUUUGCUCCCUUGAGAGCAACUCCAGAUGUUUCAGCUGUGGCCGUCGAGAGACCCUCGGCACAUUUGCAGAUCAGCGAAGCUGUGCAGCUGGCAGGCCGAGACGUUGGCCCAGAAUCCUCCGGGGAGGCCUCUCUCUCCCAGCAUCCCCUGGCUUUCAACCUCACGGCUCCAAACAACGCCAGCCUGGGCAGCUACUUAUCGCAACACCCUCUGACUUUUUCGGAACCCGUCCCUGCGGAGCCGAAGAAUUGGCCAGCGCUUCACGCGGACCUCAGUGCCAAAACCCUGGAUCACAAGGAGGAAAACUCACAGGUCCCGCGUCCCCCGAUGUGGCCAGACCAACCCUUGGCCACGCGGCAUCUUCCGAACGAAAAUUGGAGAGCUUCACCCAGCCAAGAUUUCUUCCUUUUGGACAACAGCCUACCGGCGCCUCUCCUCCUUGACUUACUGGAGGAUGACAUGGGCUUACCCAAGCACGAUGGUUUCCUAUCUUCCGGAAGCUCGUCUUGUAAAAGUGGUUUGGGAAAGGAUCCGGGAGGAAACGUAAUUAACCGGCUAACAGUGAACGUGGACCUGUUGGAAAGCGCCCCCAAACUGACGCUAGAACUGCGCCAGUCGAAAGGCCAAACCACCCCUCCGCUGGAAUCACCCCGAUCACUUUUGGAUGCGGCAGGAAAGCCCUGGAGACGGGCCAGCGAUCCGGAAACUUCCUCGGCAAACCGUUCUCUGGCCUUCAUGUCCUCCAGAGCUCGUAAGCUUAGUUCGGUGGAUUCUUCCUUGAUUCCCGAGAUAUUGCCAACCCCGAAUCGUCAGCACGCGGGCGAGAAAUUUCAAAGUGGGGCCGAAGAAGACCAACGGAAAUUUACGCCGGCUCCGGUCGAUAGUAAACCUUGUGCUUCGGCGUCCUUCCAGCCGAUCCCGGUGACCUCAGGCAUCGGCGAGUGGACAGAGGCUUUGAAAGCCAUCCUGACCAGCAUGAGGAAAAACGAACUAACGCUUUCCGAUGGGAGUAUAGAGAGGGAACCCAGAAAUACUGGAAUCUCUCCUUUUGAUGAGGCAUCCUUCUCUGUACACCUGGCUCCCCCGAUUCAUCAUUCCACCCCCGGGUUUUGGACAGUCAGAAACUUGAACCAUGAAGGGCCCGGCAUGGCAUUGCCGUCUCAAUCGGGACUUCAGCGUCCUCUUUCUUGCUUGCACGAAGAGAUGUCAAAGACCCCGCAUGCCGAUGCAUGCAAUUCUUCGGCAGUGGAACCUCAUAGAAACCCCUGCCCCUUUCCCACGAAAGAGAGUUUUAUGUCACUUGGCACCCCGGGCUUGCGAAACGACCAGAGCAACGGUUCUGCCAUUCUGCAGCCUCUGAAAGGCCGGAUUCAGUCCAUGCCUUCUCUGAAUUUUAUGGAGAAGGUCGGAGCGUGGCACCUGAGCUAUUCGGCUGAGAAGCUGCCUGAAAUGUCAGCAGUACCCAGUUCGGGAACACCCGUACCUGGUCCCAGUGGCGUCUCCCCCAGGCGGAAGGCCUACGAUGCGAUCGCCGAUUCCUUGAACCGCAUCCUGCUCAAGCAGCAGAGUCUAUCUGACCUCAAGGCUGCCCCUUUUUACGGGCCGAGCUCCAUGACCGAUCUUCACAGCUCCCAGAACGAGCCGCCUCCGCGCGCAUUGCCCUUUACCCGGUCGCAGUCGGAAACCUCGGUGACCGCCCUCAGCCGAGAGAUUUCGAGGACAGACAUAGGGAACGAAACCAGACCCGACGACGCUCUUCGGCGAGCCGACGUCCACGCCGACUCUUCGACGGCCUCUCGGAUCACACCGACGAUUGCGGCUGAGGAAGACUCGCUUCGCCGAUGUUACAAAGCCGUUCCCAUCUUUGUUACGGUCUCCAGCGAUGAGGAAAGUGUUAGUACGGGGAGACCUUUGGAUCCCCUCAUCAAGAGCAGAAGGGUGGCCGAGCUCCUGCGAGGAGAAACCAGCUCAUUCGACGGGAGCAAAGAAGAAUUGGGUGACCCCGAAGAGAAGACGAGAGAAUUGUCGGGCUGCGGGUUUCAGGUCGGUCCAAUGAGGAUGGAUUAUUUUAGAGAUCUUUCCCCGGAUCAUUUAAACCAAGGGACCGAUUCCGGAACGGACAGCUGUACGGAUUUGAGGGUGUCUUCCAGACAGUCUUCCAGAUCUUUUCCGGCUUUGAGCAAGUUGCACAGCAGUUUGGACGAUGAACUGCAAACUUCCAAUCACAGCGAGCUCAAUAUUGAUGAGAGAAUACCGGUGUACCUCCGCAACCUGGGCAUCGACCAGUCUCCUUCUUCCAUUCUGACUCCAUUUAUCCCUCGGGGACCCAUUCGAGAGAUCGAGUUCUCUCCCACGGAGCUCCGAACGUUGAAAGCCUCGUCUGAUUUAUUCCGCCUGCAGCUCUCGGAAGACUCGCAGUCUGAGAAAGACGCCACGCAGUCGACUUUAAACUCUUCGCUGCUCAGUGGGUCCGCUUGGGCAGGAUCGGCGGUUGUCUCUGACACGUCGCAACCCGCCAAGCCUUCUCCGCCACACACCAGAGGUCUCCCCCAUCCAAGCAACUCUCCCUGGAAACCUCAUGCCAUCACCCCGCCUCUCGCCGCCUCUGUUUCCGAGUCCCCGUCUGCUCCCAUUUCAACCGAAGAGAUUCAAGUCAUCCCAGGAUCUCCCUCCAGCUUGGCCAAGGAAAGAUCAACUGUACGUGGGGUGUCGCCGGAGGACAAUUUUGACCCGAACCAACUCGGCACGAGUCGAGUAAAAUCCGGCUCCUCGUCUCAGGACAACGAUGAAAAGCCUGCGAGCGAAGAAAUCCGAUCUUCCAGCACGAUUCCUGGUGGAGAAAAAGAGGAUUUCUUCACAGGGUCAAACGCCCAAAAAGAGAGCCAGAAGCUUCCAGCAGAGGUAGACCCCAGACCUUCGAGCGAAAAAUUCAGAUCUCGUUUAUCCCUCUCUUCUUCCGGCUCGCUAAAACAGAUUGAUCGCAGCGAUUUAUCCGGAGGUCCCGGAUCCAUCGAGAGAAGCACACUAGGGAUUCAAAGAGGUUGGUCAUGGGAUGAGAGCAUGACCAAGCAGGAAAUCACCGGUAGCUUAAAAUGGGAAGCUCUGCAGAUGGUGGACUUAUUCAACAAGGAGCCAAUGGUACCUCAAGCGCUCGGGUCGGGAUCCCGAAAAGCGAACGAAGACCGUAAGAUGACAAAACCCAUCACGCGGUCAGAUCCCGAAGGUUGCACCAGGACGGCUGUGAACCAGAAUGUUCCAGUUCCAACAGGCAGCUGUCCAGAUGUUCAAGCAAGCCCUUCUCCAAACCUCCCAGAGAUCCAGUCCGGUUCCGAUAUGGACGACGUGUCUAAACUCUUGAGAGGUUUUCCGCGCGUCGAGGAGAAAGUGAACGACACGCGUCCAAAAGAGAUUGGCGGCUCACAGGAAAGCACCAACAGCAGCAGCGUGGAUUCUCUGGGCCUCAGGGUGAAGAAACUUCUCCAGUAUGGACCUCCUGCAAUUCACCGAACACCUCAGGUGGAGGUGACGGAGGAACGCGAUGGCUCAGGACCAAAAGAGCCCUCCGUUUCGUCCGCGGGCUCAGUGUUCGGCAGAAGGGAAGUCGGUGCCCAAGGAAGCGAUAACGGCAGCAGUAUGGACUCGUUGGCGGUACGGGUCAAAACCCUCCUGGAAGAGGAACAGCCUGUGCUGCAUGCAACUCAGAUACUCCGGAGCGUAGAGGAAGAAGAAGAAAAAGCCCGCGCCUGGGUGAAACUAAAACUGGCUACUGAGCCUCAAUACUUCAUUCCUGAACUGACCGAAGAAGACCGGCGGAUGAUAGAACGGAUGAAGAGAGAGCAGCUUUCGUCUUCUGGAGAGACGGAACAUCUGGAGCAAAAAUGUCCUGUCAUAGGAGGGGGAGCCUGGGUGAAACUAAAACUGGCUACUGAGCCUCAAUACUUCAUUCCUGAACUGACCGAAGAAGACCGGCGGAUGAUAGAACGGAUGAAGAGAGAGCAGCUUUCGUCUUCUGGAGAGACGGAACAUCUGGAGAACCAGCAGUGGAGAAGCACCUUCCAGAGGCUUCCAAACUCCAACACGGUUGCGACGGUAGAACCGGGCUCCUUGCUAAACCCAAAAGACCACGACCUGCAAACGGCCCUUCAGAAAUACGGUUUGCAGCUAGAUGAGAUCUCCGGGGAAAACGCGGCACCUGCGACGGAUGGCGCCUUAACAGCCGAGCCAGAGGUUAAACUCGCUCGCAGUGUCCAGAUUCCUGACUCCGGCCAGUUGCAGCCACUUCCCGGUAACGUUUUGGACUCCAAAGCCAAUUCUCACCUUCCCUCGGACACGCAUCUCCGAGGGGCCUCAAAGGCCCCCACGAAAGAGGACGGGAUCGUAGCAGCCCCGCUGGACAUCUCCGAGAGCGCCACAUCCGUCGAAGCGGCCAUUCAAAUCACCUCGAUCACUUUUGCCUCUCGGAGACGGUCUCCAUCUCCCGCUUCCCGCCUCCCCCGGACCCUCCUUGCCGACGUUCACCCUCGUGAUCCCGUAUCUUCGGAAACCCGGCCCGCGAACCAGGAGCAGCCGAAGUUGGAUAACUCACAGCGGCAAAGUUAUCAAGCUCGUUCUUCCGCCGGCGUCACUUCUGCUCGCACUUCCGUGGAGAAAGUUGCAUUUCCAUCCCCAAAAGUCUGUCCUCCUCCCCCCGGGUCUAUCAAGGUGGCCAGGGAUGACCCUCGCCGAGAAGAUCUAAGCCCCUCCCUGCAGGAAUCCCCAAGAAGAGGCGUCGAACCGAAGGACCUCGUUCACCAGACCGACGAGGACAAGCGAGCUUCUGAUCCAGAUUUCGCCGAGCAGAGGCGAUACGCGAAAACGCUGGACGAUAUUUACACGGUUCACCCAGAAAGAUCGGCGGCGUUGCCUCCGCCAAAGUCGGGCGAUGUGCGUCCUCAGAAUUGCUCGGAAGGUGAGGCUGGAAGUGCUCCGAAGCCCCUUUUUCCUGACGGCAAAGAAAAGACGCAGCUAAGGGAAGAUUUGUCUACUUCCGAUUCCUAUUUACACAAGCCCAGAAGGAGAGGCAGUGGGAGUACUUCUCUGUUACACUCGGCUUCCCUAGAUUGUAUUUCCACAGCUGUGCCGGUGUCGCCUACGUUGCCCACCAGGAAAGCCCUGUCUGGUGUCCACCUGACUCUCUCUCCAAAGCGUGUGGAACUGGACCUUUCGGGACCGGUGGACAUUGGUCCAGAAGGGCGAGAGGUCCAGGUUCUGAAGCCAACCGCUUCCGAUGUUCCCAGUCUGUCCUUCGAAGCUACCUCCAAGUCCACUGAAUCUAAGCGGAAGACUCCAGGAUCCUCAUACUUUCCCCGAGAAGCAUCAUCUCAAGAUGUUCCAAAGGUGGAGAAACGAGCCCUACAGCACGUUCAAGAGCCCCAGGCAAGCCGAGAUCAUGUAGCAGCGGCCCCGUCUCCAGCAGACGCCGGGACUCGGAGUUCAAGGGCAAGGGACAACAACUUGAAGGCGACGGCUUCUUCCCAAACCGAAUGGAUGUCUUCGGAUGCCAUCACUCAAAUCACAACAGAAAGCCCCGAGAAGACCACCUAUUCUGCCGAGAUUUUUGUCACUGCUGAGAACGGGGAAGCUCCUCAUCCCAAGAGUCACAAAACCCCCAACGACACAAUGCUCGGUAUCUCCAAGAUCUCUGUUUUGGACGGACAAACCAGCGACCGGCCAUUGGUGCUGCCAUACAAACCUCCCAGCUGCUCGGAGGUGUAUUACGUUCCCUGUGGAAAAGAAACCUUGAGAAUCUCACGUGUCCGGUCCGAGACCACCGUGGAGAGCUCCCACUCAGGCUCCAACGAUGCCGUCCCUCCGGAUUUCCCCCCGCAGGCCCUGGGUUCGAGGAAGGAUCAUCCUUCGGACACAGCAAUCGUCAAGCACAAAGAAGGCAUUUAUAGUAAGAAGGCUCCCCCCGGCAGGGUGGCCUGGAUGGAGGAGAAAGCAGCAGCGACGGCGACGGGCAGUCCCAGAGGAAGCUGCAACGGCCGGCAUUCCUUGGAAUCGCUCAAAACUUCCCAGUCUGGCUUUGAAUCUGCUCAGCCUCCCCUGAAGCCGACUUUGCAGGAUGAUCCACAUUCCCCUCCCGGAAGCAAAGCUUUGGGGCGGGUUGAUGCGCCUUCCAGGGGUCCAGCCCUUUCCCCCCAAGAUUUACUGCAGCGUAAGGGAAUCCUAGAAAGCAGCCCCUCGCCGUCUCCCCGUCUGCAUCUGGCCCAAAAGGAAGAAAGUUUUAUCCCGCUGACCGGUGAGGUAGAUUAUAGUUUUCUUGAGGAAAUAAAAUUCAAGCACGCUUCCAAACGAGACUUGCCCGAUGCCCAAAAAGCUAGCUUUGGAAGAGCGAGUCAACUUCCCUCGGGAAGCCAGACGAUUAAGGAGAAGCGGGUAGCGGAUCUACCAAGGGGGCCAAGCUCCCAUCGAACCAGCACUUUAGAUGAUCUUUGGGCCAAGUAUUUGGAGCGACAGAACCAGUGGCGGCAGCUGAAGCCCAUCGAAAGCAACCACAGGACCGAGCUAUCGCUGGUGGAGCGACUGGACCGCCUGGCCAGGCUCCUGCAGAACCCAGUUCGGCAUUCCCUGGCUCUUGUCCUGGAGGACCAGAAGGAACCCAGAAGAAAAGCACCAAGGCUCGGCAGCCCUCGAGAGAAAAAGAUGGCGUCCAGAAAGAAAGUGGCAUCGCAGCCCAGCAUAGAAACGUCGGAGGAAGCCCUCGUUGGCCCCAGCAGCGCCUGGCAGUCCAAAUCCAGGCGUCCAAAAACAGGACACCUCAGGGCUGUUGAACCCGGGGAUAGGAACUGGGACGGGUCCCUGACCUCCAAGACGCCGAGCGAGACGUCUUCCGACCUGAGACCGGGGAGAGACGCCAGCGUGAUAACCGACGUGACCUCCGAGUCCGAGGGGACCCGGAUCGACACCGAAAGCGCCACGCAGACCGGGACCAGCGAGUCGCUGUCGACCAUCAACACGGCCAGGUUGAUCAGAGCGUUCGGGCAGGAGAGGGUGCAGGUAUCUCCCAAACUGUCCCAGCUCUACAGCACCAUCGACUUGCAAAAGACGCGCUCGGAGACCUGGACCAAGCGGGGCAAGAAAGCCGAGGGGGACAGCUACCCGAAAAUGGUUCACCUAGAACAAAAAAGGCGAGAGGAUCAGCCCAGCCCGUCUUUCACGUCCUCCGACUCCGUCUCAAGCCUGGGCAGUUCCCGCGGGCCCAGCCCGGCUCUGAGCAGCAAACGGAUGUCCAAUAAGGCCGUCCAAGCAGGAGACUUUGAGAUUGUGAACAGCGGCACCAAGAAGCACACUCGCGACGUGGGCUUGACUUUCCCCACCCCGACCCAAAGCCAAGCCACGCUCCAAGGAGGGGCCGCUAGGAGCAGGACGGAGAACCGGGUGGCUCAGCACCAUGGGCUGUUGGCGGAAGACGAGGAGCAGCAGACCUGGCAGCCGGGUGGCUUCCUGGAAGGGAGAAGGGCCAGAAGGAGCCGGUCGCAAUGGACGCAAGGAGUGUCUUGGUUCGUCCCGGCAGCAGAUCUAAAACCGGAUCCCCUGGAAGAAUCCGGGGGUGGCUUCUUGCCCGGUCCUGCCCUCGCGUGGUCCGAGCCCCCACCCACAGGAAAUCCCUGGCGAGAACCUCUCCGCGAGCAGAAUUGGCCGGAACGUCCCGGGGGCCUCCAGGUGCGUCUGGCAGCUCCAUCAAGAGAUGCCGAGAAUGAGCCUCCCUUACCUUUGGGUAAAAUGACCUUGCAGGAGUCUCUCGCGAUGCACCGUCCCGAUUUCAUUUCCAGCUCCGGGGAACGUCUGAAACGCCUCAAGCUGCUGGUCGAAGAAAGGAAGCUGCAGACCGUCUUCCAGGGGGAGAGGGAGCGAUUGUUCAAUCCCCCCGAUGGGAGGAGUUGCAGGAACGCAGGGGGUCUGGUGAACCGAGGGUAUCGGGCGAUUCGGAGUCGAGCAGUUUCCAAGAACGAAAUGGUUGAGCGGUCCAAACGCAUCUACGAGCAGCUGCCCGAGGUGCGAAAGAGACGGGAAGAAGCCAAGAGGAAAUCGGAAUAUUCCAGCAACCGCUUGAAGGCCCAGCUGUACAAAACGGUCAGCGGUUCUCAACCUGUGGGUCGGGACCCUGUUGGGGGUCGAAUGACGAUUUGCCAGGGGUGGCCUAAGACCAUCGGAAAUAUGGGAAGUAUACUUGCGAGUCGAAGAAUCGUGCUCCAAUGGUUGACUCCACAAGCCAGCUGCAGGCUCUUCAAAUCGCUAGCCGAAUUCGGCUUCAGGCGCGAUGAAUUAAAAAAGAGAGAAAUCUUUGCUCUGAUGUCUCCCUCUCAAGCCAGCUGCAAUCACUCCCCAUCGUCAGCCUCAUCUGGCUUCAGGUGCCAUAAACUUAAUAGGGGAGGAGUCUCCGCUUUAAUGCCUCCGUCCUCAAGGCAAUUGCAAGCAGUUCAGAUCACUAGCCAAUACGGCUUCAGGCGCGAUAAAUUCAAAACGAAAAUAAUUUUACGGUUGGGGUCGCCACAUUGUGGGGAAUUGUAUUAAAGGGGUCGCAGCACUAUAAAGGUUGAGAACCACUGUUGAAGGGCAAAAGGACCAAGAGACAGGAAGGAGGCCAA
Ahaetulla prasina is the source of this 9242-nucleotide messenger RNA. It is a transcript of the gene ALMS1, whose product is annotated as ALMS1 centrosome and basal body associated protein. The record is from RefSeq and is a predicted model, not a curated record. The transcript has 20 exons. Gene Ontology annotation, biological process: regulation of centriole replication. Gene Ontology annotation, cellular component: cytosol; centriole; centrosome. Lineage: Eukaryota; Metazoa; Chordata; Lepidosauria; Squamata; Colubridae. The coding region runs from base 310 to 9168 and encodes 2952 amino acids.